Messenger RNA from Cornus florida, 2800 nucleotides. RefSeq names its product protein PSK SIMULATOR 1-like. Lineage: Eukaryota; Viridiplantae; Streptophyta; Magnoliopsida; Cornales; Cornaceae. The transcript is spliced from 13 exons. Gene Ontology annotation, biological process: positive regulation of growth. The record is from RefSeq and is a predicted model, not a curated record. The coding region runs from base 413 to 2389 and encodes 658 amino acids.
UUACAUGGAAGAAUAAUAAACUUCUUAAUAAUAAUAUUAUUAUUAAAAUUAUAUUUUGGCGCGGUCUGGUAUUGGGAAUCAGUUGGACUUUCACUUCCUCUUCUUUGACUUUUCUGGUCUAACCCGAUCGAUAACAAAACCCUACUCUUCCUCUUCGCUCCCUUUCUCUCAUGUGUGUCAGAUCCAAUUCUUCCUUUAUCUUCUUGCUCUUUGUUGUCGGUGGACUGGAAUUUAACUGCUGAUUGCAACCAGAAAUGAUAGUAGUGGUGAUAAAACUGAGCUGCUAAAACAUCAGUUGUGGAGGAAGUCUUGCUUUUACACUGAACUACUCUUCCAUUUUGUUGUUAUUGGAAGCUUGCUAGUGAACUUUUGGACUAUUCUCUUUUGAAGCAUUUGUUUGUUCUGGUAAACAAUGGGAGGGAUAUGUUCUAGGGCUUCUGUUUCUCAAAAUAAUAAGUCUUUAUAUGCCGGUGGCCGGGUUGAUCAUAAUGGAUCUGGUAGUGCGGGGUAUCAGCGCAAUGAGUUGCAAGCGAAUAAGAAAAUUAAUUUGAUGGAAAGCACAGAGAAACAAAAGCAGAGCAAUUUCGUGCCUGCACAAACUGGGGAAAACAUGGAGAAGCAAUCACAAGAACUCAAGGAAUCCAUUAUAUAUGGUGAGAUGGACACAACUGGAUACAGUAGCAAUGAGGAUGAUUUUUAUGAUGGGAUUCCGCGCUUUCCAAGGGCUUUAUCUCGGAAAUCUAGAUCAAUAAGGUCUAAGCAGGUAGGGGUCACAAAGGUUUCAGAAGUGAGUUCACGUUUAGGUAGAGCAAGUUCUUUUAGCCUUGAAAAGGCUGUGGAUGUCUUGGACACACUUGGGAGUAGCAUGGCCAAUUUGAACCCAAGCAGUGGAUUUGUUUUUGGGGCCACAAGCAAAGGCAACAAACUUUCAAUUUUAGCAUUUGAGGUUGCGAACACAAUUGUCAAGGGUUCCAGUCUUUUGCAAUCUCUUUCAAAAAGAAGCAUACGAAUGCUGAAAGAAAAGGUGCUUCCUUCGGAGGGUGUGCAACUUUUAGUAUCAAAAGACAUGGAUGAACUCCUUAGAAUUGUUGCGGCUGACAAAAGGGAAGAACUGAAAGUUUUUGCAGGAGAAGUGGUUCGUUUCGGAAAUCGUUGUAAAGAUUCUCAGUGGCACAACUUGGAUCUUUACUUUGAAAAACAUGGCAGACAAUUUACUACUCACAGGCAGUUGAAAGAGGAUGCAGAAUUGGUGAUGCAGCAAUUGAUGACCUUGGUCCAGUAUACAGUUGAGUUGUACCACGAGUUGCAUGCAUUGGACAGACUUGAGCAAGAUUAUCAGGUUAAGCGUCUGGAAGUUGGUAUUUCAAAUGCUGUGCAAAGAGGUGAUGGCCUUUCAGUCUUGAGAGCAGAACUAACAGGCCAAAGGAAGCAAGUAACAAGUUUAAAGAAGAAGUCACUCUGGUCCAGGAGUAUGGAAGAGGUGAUGGAGAAGCUCGCAGAUAUUGUCCUUUUUCUGAAUCGGGAGAUACACGAUGCCUUUGGUCAUGCUGAUGGUGAUAAACCAUCGAUAGGAUCUCUUGAUAAUAUGCAUAGACUGGGACCUGCUGGUCUUUCAUUACAUUAUGCAAAUGUUAUCAUCCAGAUUGACACAAUUGUGGCUCGAUCCAGUGCUAUGCCUUCCAACUCGAGGGAUACGUUGUACCAGAGCUUGCCACCUACCAUAAAAUCAUCAUUACGUUCCAAACUACAAUCCUUUUGUGUCAAGGAAGAGCUCACUGUUACAGAAAUUAAAGCUGAGAUGGAAAAAACUUUACAGUGGCUUGUUCCUACUGCCGUGAAUACAGCCAAGUUCCAUCAUGGUUUUGGUUGGGUUGGAGAGUGGGCAAAUACAGGGUCUGCGGUAAAUCGAAAGCCUACUGGACCAACUGAUGUGAUUCAAAUCGAGACACUCCAUCAUGCAGACAGGAAGAAGACCGAAGCUUACAUUCUUGAACUUGUGUUGUGGCUUAACCAUUUGGUGAGCCAAUCCAAGGUUAAUGGUGGUGGUACAAGAUCACCCAUUAGAUCUCCAAAUCACUCACCCCUCCAAAGGACGAAUCAGCAGCCCGUAAAUGAGGCUGCCUGUACCUCAUCAUCCAUUCUAAGCACUGAAGAACAGGAGAUGCUGCGGCAUGUAAGCAACAAUAAACGGACACGAGGAAUAAGUAAGAGUCGGGACUUUGAAUUCGUUGAAAACAGAUUAAGAAAGCACGAGAGACCGACCAAGAGUUGCAGCAACUCCCCGUCAAAAGGAAGCGAGGAACUAUUCCCUUUAAACGGGCUUUCUUCAGGCAUUUCUGUCAUUGAUGUGUGUCGUCACAAAGAGAAACCAUUGAAUGUCAAUGAAUAAGUGGAUGCACCCGGAGAAGUAGUUAUUAAAGUUAUUGUACAUAAUCAUCAUUGCGGUAUGUUUGUCGUCACACAGAGAAACGGGCUUUCUUUUUUACAUGUUUGUGUUUGCACUAUUGUAGCACAAUAAGGGUCCCCUUUACUGUUUCACUGGAUUGAUUCUUGUAGUGUGCUUCAUGCACUGGUCUUCUAUAAGAUUAUACUUGAAGAAUACUAUCUACCAGUAUUGCAAAAGAUUGUAUUUGGAGGUGGUGGAAAGAUAAAUGUUACUUGGUGGAUAAAUCUGUAAGAGUUCUGAUCGUUUCUUGGUUGUGAAUUAAGAUAAUAGGGAAGACAGCUGAGAGAUUUUGUAUGUGUAUAGGCUACGUGGCAUUUAUAAUAAUAAUUUUUUAUUUUAUUUUAUUUUAUUUAA